Ilex paraguariensis (yerba mate) is the source of this 650-nucleotide messenger RNA. NCBI's taxonomy places the organism in Eukaryota, Viridiplantae, Streptophyta, Magnoliopsida, Aquifoliales, Aquifoliaceae. The record is from the annotation of a GenBank genome assembly.
AUGGCAAAGCUGGAAGAGUUGAUAUCUCUUCAGCAACAGUCGGUUGAAAAUGCUGUUAAGAUUGAGGCCAAACGGAAUCGUAUUGCAGCCCUUCAAUCCCAUAUCGAAGAAGUGGAAGCUCAAUUGAACUUAAUGAGGAAGGAGACACAGGACUAUGCUUCCAGAUGCGUAAUAGAAGCUAGAAAGUUGGUAGAAGAUAGUGAAGCAGAAACUCGUAACAUGGAUGUUGUUGAAAGAGAAGCGGCAGAGUUUUUGAAGGCAUCCAAACUGAAGUUGCAGGAAACAACUACACAGACAGAGGAAGAAGUUCAGGCAUGCGCUCGUGAACUUCUUGCGCUGAUUGAUUCGGUUUCAAAAUUCAAAGAGUAUGUGGAGUCAAAAAUCUCAGAGAUGAAGAAUGCUCUUUCAGAAACAGCUGGUGCUGUAUCUAAUGUUCAAAGGGAGUCUUUGCCUGCACAGUUUGGUUUUGAUUUUGCCGCAAGCCGCUGAAUCAAAGUCUUGUUGUACAUUAGUUGGUACAACCUGUGAAUUGUUUGUCUUUUCUUUUGCCUGAGGGUGUAUUUAUUUUUGAUUAAUCAGAAAUAUAUGUUUCCGUGUAAUGGACGAUUAAACUUGAUAGAAAUUGACAAAAUAACAUUGAGUCAUGUUUC